CACCUCCAGUCGGAGACAUGGCCAGUAUACAAUGAACCAGCAAUGCAGCACCAAAGUCUCAGAGAAGCCUCCGUUUGAUCGCUCGAGUUCCCAGGAUUCUUUGGAUGAAGAAUCUAUGGAAGACUAUUGGACCGAACUAGAAAACAUCGAGAAAUCUAGUGAAAACAGACAAGAGCAAGAGGUGGUUGUUGUCAAAGAGCCUGAUGAGGGGGAAUUGGAAGAAGAGUGGCUUAAAGAGGCUGGUUUGUCCAAUCUCUUCGGAGAAUCUGCCGGCGAUCCCCAGGAAAGCAUGGUCUUUUUAGCAACACUGACCCGGACCCAGGCAGCAGCUGUUCAGAAGCGGGUAGAGACAGUCUCCCAGACCUUCAGGAAAAAAAACAAACAGCACCAGAUUCCUGAUGUCAGAGACAUAUUUGCUCAACAGAGAGAGUCAAAAGACGAAGCUCCAGAUGGCACUGGAUUGCAGUCAGACAGAACAAAUGAAAACAAAUACAAAGGAAGAGAUGAACAAGCCUCCAACCUCGUCAUUGGGGAAGAAAAGCUCUUCCUACCUGAAGAUGCUCCUGCCUCUGAAACAGACAUCAACCUGGAGGUAUCAUUUGCUGAGCAAGCAGUCGGUCAGAAAGAGAGUGCCAAGGAGAAGACCCAGAAGAGCAUAGACGACAAUGCACAGUUACCUAAUUUCAGAUUGCCAAAGGACAAAACAGGCACCACCAGGAUUGGUGACCUCGCGCCCCAGGACAUGAAGAAAGUAUGCCGUUUAGCUCUCAUUGAGUUGACCGCCCUCUAUGAUGUUUUGGGCGUUGAACUGAAACAACAGAAAGCUGUGAAAAUCAAAAUGAAAGAUUCUGGUCUUUUCGGUGUUCCAUUGACAGUAUUGAUAGAACAAGAUCAGAGGAAAGUACCAGGAACUCGAAUACCCCUGAUCUUUCAAAAACUGAUUUCUCGAAUUGAAGAAGGUGGUUUGGGAACUGAAGGCCUCUUACGAAUACCUGGAGCCGCUGUGAGAAUCAAGAAUCUUUGCCAAGAACUAGAAGCGAAGUUUUACGAAGGGACUUUUAAUUGGGAAAGUGUCAAGCAGCACGACGCAGCCAGCCUGCUGAAGCUCUUCAUCCGGGAGCUGCCCCAGCCUCUGCUCAGCGUGGAGUAUCUCAAAGCCUUCCAGGCUGUCCAGAGUCUUCCAACCAAGAAGCAACAAUUGCAGGCUCUGAACCUUCUUGUCAUCCUCCUGCCCGAUGUAAACAGGGACACGCUGAAGGCCCUGCUUGAAUUUCUCCAAAGAGUAAUAGAUAAUAAAGAGAAGAAUAAAAUGACCGUCAUGAACGUAGCAAUGGUCAUGGCCCCGAAUCUCUUUAUGUGUCAUGCGUUUGGUUUGAAGUCCAGUGAACAGCGAGAAUUUGUAAUGGCCGCUGGAACAGCAAAUACUAUGCACUUACUGAUUAAGAAUCAAAAACUCCUGUGGACAAUUCCCAAGUUUAUUGUCAACCAAGUGCGGAAACAAAACACUGAAAAUCACAAAAAGGAUAAAAAAGCCAUGAAGAAACUGCUGAAGAAAAUGGCUUAUGACCGAGAAAAAUAUGAGAAGCAAGAUAAGAAUGCAAAUGAUGCUGACGUUCCUCAGGGAGUGAUUCGAGUGCAAGCUCCCCAUCUUUCCAAAGUUUCCAUGGCAAUACAGCUUACUGAAGAACUGAAAGCCAGUGAUGUACUUGCCAGGUUUCUCAGCCAAGAAAGCGGGGUUGCCCAGACACUCAAGAAAGGAGAAGUUUUCUUGUAUGAAGUUGGGGGAAAUAUUGGGGAACGCUGCCUGGAUGAUGACACGUACAUGAAGGACUUGUAUCAGCUCAAUCCGAAUGCCGAGUGGGUUAUAAAGUCAAAGCCAUUGUAAGGACUGACCAAGGGGCAGCUCACCAACCUGCGGACUUCUGUCAUCAUUCUUGCUGAGUCAAGCAUGUAAAGAAAAGAAAUGGCAGGACUCUUCUU
Otolemur garnettii (small-eared galago) is the source of this 1980-nucleotide messenger RNA. It is a transcript of the gene ARHGAP18, whose product is annotated as Rho GTPase activating protein 18. Gene Ontology annotation, molecular function: GTPase activator activity. Gene Ontology annotation, biological process: regulation of small GTPase mediated signal transduction; regulation of actin filament polymerization; signal transduction. NCBI's taxonomy places the organism in Eukaryota, Metazoa, Chordata, Mammalia, Primates, Galagidae. Bases 32 to 1885 code for a protein of 617 amino acids. The record is from RefSeq and is a predicted model, not a curated record. The transcript has 16 exons. Gene Ontology annotation, cellular component: cytoplasm.